UGUCGCUGCUGGUAAAGUUUUUGAGAAAAUUCGAAAGUGUGCUGCAAUUUCCACCUUUUUCUUGAUUAAAACCGUGGAAUAAAGUAAUUCCCAAUUUGAAACUGUGAGAUAUCGAAUACUAACGCCAGAAAACAUCCAGAUUGUCAUUCCGUGUGCGCGUCUCUCUUGUUUACAUUUUACUUCCGGAACGUUGUCACUUGCUUGAAUUUCAUCAUUCGUUCCGGAAUUUGAAAAAUGGACAAACCAAUCGUGCUGGUCUUGUCGGUGGAUCCCAAAACCGAUGCGGAAUCCUUGAUCGGUAGGAUACGUAAGGUUCCGACUGCCGAAGGAACUAGCGAGCUGGUCGACGGUAUUACAGGGUAUAGCUAUCACAUCCGAACCAAAUAUUACGAAACGGAUGUCCUGUUUUGUGCGGGUAAAUUGGAAACUGAGCUGAGUGCGCUUCCGGAGACAAUUCUGAAACAGUUGGAAGGAAUAUUGAUAUAUUUCGAUGCUUCAGAGCGAGACUUUCUGAAGCGACUUCCCGAGUAUGCAACGUUCCUGGAGGAUAACGAUAUUGAGUUUGGUAUCCUUCUUUGUACGGAGCUACACGAGUCUUCGGACAAAGGUAUUACGUACGAGGAGGCCAAACAGUUUUGUAAAGUAUUAGAUGUGAUAGAGCUGGAACCGAGUGGAGAAACAGAAGAUGGAGAAGCAGCUGGGGUCGAUGAGUUGAUUCAAGCCUUACACAACUUUAUUUGGUCCAAUGUAAACAUGAGUAGGAAAGUGGGCGAACCGCAACCGGAAGCAUCGGAGCUAGAUGUGAUUAGUAGUGAUGCUGAUGAACAGUCUUCUUCGGACCCGCUCCACGAUCGCAUAGAGGAGGAACUGCUUGGUUUCGAAAAAUUGCUAACUCAGGUGAUGCAGUUUCGGCCGAAUACCAGCACAUGGUCCAGGAACGAAAGGCUUGCUUAUGCACAGGAGUUUGCCGAUAUUUUUGACGAGCUGAUAGGCGGGGAAGAGGACGAGCUGGAAGCUGGCGAUUGAGUUGGCUUCAAGUAAACUUCAACCGGAUGCGGUUGAUAGCCUCGAAGUGUUAUUUCCUCAUGUAUAUCGUGCAUUCCACCAUCAAUGCGGAAUUGGUUCGACAUAUUAAGGAAGAUAUGUACAAGGGAACCUCAAAAUCCAUCCGCUUGAACGCUGUGUCAAACCGCAUAUUGAACUUUUAUUUAUUAUUCUUAUUUUAUAUAAUCAAUCGAUUGGUGAGCAAAUAUUAUCGAACAUAAUUUAAAUUGUGCUUCGGAGAAAUUAUAAUCAAACAUAUUUUUUUUACUAAUAAAACGAAUGAAUAAAG
Uranotaenia lowii is the source of this 1333-nucleotide messenger RNA. RefSeq names its product elongation factor Ts, mitochondrial (gene mEFTs). NCBI's taxonomy places the organism in Eukaryota, Metazoa, Arthropoda, Insecta, Diptera, Culicidae. Bases 235 to 1026 code for a protein of 263 amino acids. Gene Ontology annotation, biological process: mitochondrial translational elongation. Gene Ontology annotation, cellular component: mitochondrial matrix. Gene Ontology annotation, molecular function: protein binding; translation elongation factor activity. The record is from RefSeq and is a predicted model, not a curated record. The transcript has 2 exons.